Messenger RNA from Plasmodium malariae, 1143 nucleotides. RefSeq names its product general transcription factor IIH subunit 2, putative. The transcript has 5 exons. NCBI's taxonomy places the organism in Eukaryota, Apicomplexa, Aconoidasida, Haemosporida, Plasmodiidae. Gene Ontology annotation, biological process: nucleotide-excision repair; DNA-templated transcription; regulation of transcription by RNA polymerase II. Gene Ontology annotation, molecular function: zinc ion binding. Bases 1 to 1143 code for a protein of 380 amino acids. The record is from RefSeq and is a predicted model, not a curated record. Gene Ontology annotation, cellular component: transcription factor TFIIH holo complex; transcription factor TFIIH core complex.
AUGCAAAAUACCCAAAGUUCUGAAAACAAAGCUACCUUAGUUGAAGAAGUUGUAAGAGAUUUUGAUAAAAAUGAAGUUUUUGAAGAAAUAACUGCUAAGUUUACGUGGGAACAAGAUGUUGAAAGAUCGUGGAACUUACUUGUAGAAAAUAACGGUGUUUUACAACAUGUUAGUCAAGAAAAUUUAGAAAAUAAUAGUAAACAAAAAUAUAAAAAAGAUCAAAUUGCUUCCUUAAGAAAAGGAAUAUUCAGACAUAUAAUAAUACUUUUUGAUAUGUCGAGUAGCAUGAAAGAAAGGGACUUUAAGCCAGAUAGAAUAAAUGUUGUCCUGGAAUCUUUAAAAAACAGUUCAGCAAAAUUAAUUCAAUCAUUAACAUCAAAUAUAGAUGACAUAUUAAGUUCAUUGUUAAAGGAAAGAAGUAAUGGUCUUCAAGGUUCACCAUCACUACAAGAGGGCUUAGAAAUUGCGCAUGAUUUAUUAAUUGAUAUGCCUAUGUAUGGAACGAAAGAAAUAGUAAUAAUGUAUAGUUCUAUAAGAACAUGUGAUAAAAAUAAUAUAUUAAAUAUUUUGGAAUUAUUAGUAAAAAACAACAUUUACGUAAAUUGUAUUUCUAUUGCCCCAGAAAUGCAUAUAUUAAAAUAUAUAUGUGAACGAACAAAAGGUAUUUAUAAAAUAUGUACAAGUAAAAAUGAAUUAUUAAAUGAAAUAAAUAGUGUUGCAGAAACACCUUUAUGGAUGUUUGGAAUGGAACCACAAUUAAUACAUAUAUGUUUUCCAGUAAAAAAAAAAAUAAGUACACAAAUAAUGUGCUCUUGUCAUAAUAACCUAAACACAGAUACGUAUAUAUGUAAUUUCUGUAAUAGCUAUACAUGCAAAAUACCAUCAAAAUGUAAAGUAUGUGGUAUACAUUUAAUUUCUAUGCAUGAUUUAUCACAUAUUACAAAUAAUCUUCAAGAAUCUCCUUUAUUUAUUGAAAUGAAAAAUGAAAAAAGUGCGCAUUACUCUUGUUCAUCAUGCCAUCAAAAACUUUAUGAAAAAGUAUCACAGUGUACUAAGUGUAAACAUGUUUUUUGUGUUGAAUGUGAUAUAUUUAUACACGAGGACUUGAAUCAGUGUCCUUUUUGUUUAAUCCAUCACUCGUAG